Molecule: messenger RNA, 1356 nt
Organism: Musa acuminata AAA Group (dessert banana)
Lineage: Eukaryota; Viridiplantae; Streptophyta; Magnoliopsida; Zingiberales; Musaceae
Product: probable xyloglucan endotransglucosylase/hydrolase protein 27
Exons: 4
Coding region: 160-1173 (337 amino acids)
Biological process (GO): xyloglucan metabolic process; cell wall biogenesis
Cellular component (GO): cell wall; apoplast
Molecular function (GO): xyloglucan:xyloglucosyl transferase activity; hydrolase activity, hydrolyzing O-glycosyl compounds
Source: RefSeq, a predicted model, not a curated record
GAGAGAGUAGGAGCAGGGGUUGGGCCCUUGCUCUGCAGGUCCUGCUCCUCAGUCACUACUGCCCCUCUCUCAACCAAUAAAAAGUAACUCUUCGCUCGUUCUCCCAGUCCUUUCUUGAGAGAGAGAGAGAGAGAGAGAGAGAAAGGAGGAGGGAGAAGCAUGAUGGGUUCUUUGGUUCUCUGCUUCUUUGGUUUUUCUCUUCUGUUCUUCCUCUGCUUCGCCAAUGCGGUCACUACGGUUAUUGACAGCCUCCCAACUCUGUCCUUCGAGGAGGGAUACACCCAGCUCUUCGGCGACGGCAACCUCAUGCUCCUGCGCGACGGGAAGCGAGUCCACCUCUCCCUCGACGAGAGAACAGGUGCUGGAUUCGCCUCUCAAGACCUCUACCUCCAUGGCUUCUUCAGCGCUUCCAUUAAGCUCCCUUCCGAUUACACCGCUGGCGUCGUCGUCGCCUUCUAUAUGUCAAACGGCGAUGCGUUUGAGAAGACCCAUGAUGAGUUGGACUUUGAGUUCCUGGGGAAUGUAAGAGGCAGAGAGUGGAGGGUUCAGACCAAUGUCUAUGGAAAUGGGAGCACUGCUGUUGGAAGGGAGGAGAGAUGUGACCUCUGGUUCGACCCAACCGAAGAUUUCCAUCACUACUCCAUCCUUUGGAACCAUGACAGAAUCAUAUUCUACGUUGAUGACACUCCAAUUAGAGAGAUUGUGAGGACGGAGGCUGCGGGAGGGGUCUUCCCGGCCAAGCCGAUGUCACUGUACGCCACCAUAUGGGACGGCUCCAACUGGGCCACCUCCGGCGGCCGCUACAAGGUCAAAUACAAAUACGCCCCUUAUGUCGCCGAAUUUUCGGAGCUCGUCCUCCAUGGCUGUGCUGUCGAUCCCAUCGAUCAUUCUUCGCCUUGUGAGAGGCCGGAGAACGCUCGAUACGAUACACUGACGAUGUCGUCGGAUCAACGAGCACGGAUGACGAGCUUCAGAAGGAACCACAUGCAGUACUUGUAUUGCUACGAUCGUGAUCGAUACCCAACACCUCCGCCGGAAUGCAGCAUCGACGAGAGCAGCAAAGAAAGGCAAUCUUACGGGCUGGACGGCGUCAGGUUGGGGGAUAGCCGGCGGCGCCACAGGAGAAACCAAGGAGAACGUGGUCGAGUGGUCGAGGCGGAUGCUUUCCUGUGAGCCCAAGAUGCGCAUUGAGUUGAGAGCAAGCAGUGAAAGGUCAUGCUGUAUAUUGAGAGGAUUGAUUGAAACCAGAGAUGUUGUUGGCUUGGCAUUGGUGAGAGUAUGGUUUUGGUGCUUUCAUGAUUAGAUUUCUAUGUCGUUAUUUGGGCUAUAAAUCUCUGACAGAUUUCAGAGCUUUUA